UUUUCUCUUCUUCAUUGAGAACAAUAUUACAAUCCCUCUGCUUCCUCUGUUUCAUAGCCUUUCAAAGACUCUUCCUUUCAUUAGCUUGCCUUGUCUUUGAAACCGGUCAUUUGUUCAAGUUCAAAAAUGGAAUACGAGAAUAGAUACAGUCUAACUCAGAGGCCUAAAUACGAUUGCCUUUUGUUUGAUCUUGAUGAUACCCUCUAUCCAAAAAGUUCUGGCCUUGCAAGAGAAUGUGGGAAGAAUAUUAGAGAUUACAUGGUUGAAAAACUGGGUGUAGAAAGGGAGAAAGUUGUUGAAUUGUCCAACCUCUUGUAUGAGAAUUAUGGGACAACAAUGGCUGGCCUUAGGGCUGUUGGUUAUGACUUUGACUAUGAUGAGUACCAUAGUUUUGUUCAUGGAAGACUUCCAUAUGGGAACCUAAAACCAGAUCCUUCAUUGAAGAGUUUAUUGCAGACUUUGCCUCUUCGAAAAAUUAUAUUCACAAAUGCAGACAGGGUCCAUGCCGUUAAAGCCCUCAGUAAACUCGGAUUGGAAGACUGUUUUGAAGGGAUUAUCUGCUUCGAGACACUCAAUCCUACUCGUAAGAACACGGUUUUGGAUGACGAGGAUGACAUCGAGUUCUUAGGAUCCACCGCUGCUGCUGCUACUGCAACCGGUGCUCCUAGAAGCCGUCAAAUUUUCAACAUAAUCGACCAUUUCGCUCACCCCAACAAUGGUGCAACAUUACCCAAGACGCCCGUCGUUUGCAAGCCACAGGAAUCUGCCAUAGAGUGCGCCCUCAAGAUUGCCAAAAUUGACCCUCAGAGAACAGUAAGACGAUCGAUAAUUCACCGUUUUGCAUUACAAAACUCAUUGCGUUUUUACAGUUUACUAAUGUUUUCCUUCAUUGGAUUUUUGCUGUUUCAGUUGUUCUUCGACGAUAGCGUCUGCAACAUCCAGGCCGGAAAAUGCGCCGGUCUUCACACUGUGAUGAUUGGCACUUCCCAGAGACCCAAAGGUGCAGAUUAUGCAUUAGAAAGCAUUCACAACAUCAAGCAGGCAAUACCAGAGCUGUGGGAAACUGGUCGGAAAUCCGAAGUCAGUUAUCCCGGUCAGGUUGCAGUUGAAACAUCCGUCACAGCUUAGAUCCCAUGUUGUUGUCGCAAUUGCUUGUUAUUAUUUAGC
This is a messenger RNA of Hibiscus syriacus, 1167 nucleotides long. RefSeq lists its product as uncharacterized. The record is from RefSeq and is a predicted model, not a curated record. NCBI's taxonomy places the organism in Eukaryota, Viridiplantae, Streptophyta, Magnoliopsida, Malvales, Malvaceae. The transcript has 7 exons. The coding region runs from base 127 to 1128 and encodes 333 amino acids.